Messenger RNA from Myxocyprinus asiaticus (Chinese sucker), 5160 nucleotides. RefSeq names its product vacuolar protein sorting-associated protein 54-like. The record is from RefSeq and is a predicted model, not a curated record. Gene Ontology annotation, cellular component: GARP complex. Gene Ontology annotation, biological process: retrograde transport, endosome to Golgi; Golgi to vacuole transport. The transcript is spliced from 23 exons. Lineage: Eukaryota; Metazoa; Chordata; Actinopteri; Cypriniformes; Catostomidae. The coding region runs from base 164 to 3157 and encodes 997 amino acids. Gene Ontology annotation, molecular function: syntaxin binding.
CGUCUCGCGGAGUGUAAACCGGAAGUGUGUGUGUGUCGAGCGCGCGGUGUGUUGUGGGCCGGUUGGCCGGUGAGAUCUCGAGCUGUUCUGUCGUGAUGAUGAUGAUGACGACGACCACCAGCAGCUGCUUUCAUUCAUAUAUCAGUGUGAGGGAUGUGCAGUGAUGUCCUCCAGUCAGGGCUCGUCUCCGGUCCCUCAGUCCAGCGGAGGAGACACCAGCGAUAAGCUCUUCCGCAAGCCCAGGGACCUGCCUGCAGCCUCCAGACACUACCGAACACCUCACUCCCUACCGGACGUCUGUCCCAAGGAGCCCACCGGUGAUGGACGUGCCCUCUGUGAUGGCCCGUCCGUGGUGGCCGACCAGCAUCGCUGGACUGUGUAUAACUCUAAAGUGAAUCUCCCCGCGGCCCUGAAUGACCCCAGACUGGCCAAGAGAGAAUCAGACUUCUUCACUAAGACAUGGGGCAUGGACUUUGCAGAGACUGACGUCAUGCCUUCAUUCUACCUGCCCAACAUCAGCCGAGAAGACUUCAGCUCAUACCUGCAGGACACAGCUCAGAGGGAGAAGAUUCACGAGCGCUGUAAGAAUAUCUGUCCGAACAAAGAUGAUCUGUUGGUCCCUACCAUCACAAAUAAUCAUGAUAAAGCCAGAGCUGAACUGGAGCAGGUGCCCAAGAUCUUCAUGAGCCCUGAGUUUAUGCUGAAUGACCCAGCCACCUUUAAUGCUGUGUUGCCGUGGUCUCACUUCAGCGUUGCCGGGGGGAAAAACAACCGAGAUGUUGCAUCAUCACGGUUACUACAGGAAAAGUUGAGUCACUACCUGGACGUGGUGGAGGUGAGUAUCGCACGACAGAUCUCUCUUCGCUCCGAGGCAUUUUUCCAUGCCAUGUCGUCUCAGCACGAGCUCCAAGACCAGAUGAGAGAGACGGCUGACGCCGUUGCGAAGCUUCGGGCUUGCACGGCCGCCAUUGACCGGGUAAUGUGUCGAGGGCCGUUACGUGCCCUGCGGGAUGCUCUGACCCGUAACAACUGUAUUAAACUACACAAUAAACUCAAGCUGAUGGCUGCGGUGCACCAAACGCAGCCCACAGUGCAGUUACUACUGUCCACCUCAGAGUUUGUGGGGGCACUAGAGCUCAUCGCCACCACCAAAGAAGUAUUGCAACAGGAACUGCAGGGAAUUCAUAGCUUCAGACAUUUGGGUUCUCAGCUCUGUGAGAUGGAGAGAUUGAUCGAUAAGAUGAUGGUGGCUGAUUUCUCCACAUAUGCUCAGAGUGAUCUCAAUCGACCCUUUGAGGAGGACAUUCAGGUCCUAGAGAAGGAUCGUUUGCAGUCUCUGGUGUUUGGUUUGUUGAGACAGAGGAAACUGGACUUCCUGGAUAUCUAUAGUGAUGAGAUGAUCCGUGCAGCCAAGAACGUCGUACGGCAGUGUGUUUUGAAUUCCGUGUCCCAGAUCAGUGAAAUUGAUCCAGACACUAUCAAAUUGCACGAGCAGAUGCGCUCGAUGACGCUUCAGCUGUGGUUUAAUCUUCUGAAGGAUAUCUUUGAACAUUUCAUCCUGUUCCUCAAGAGAAUCAAGGCCACGCUCGGCGUCAUCCGAAACGUCGUGUUGGAAGUGCUUGACAGCAGCCAGAGGAGUCGAUUGGCUGAUGUUUCCUCGGCAGUGAAUCAUUCUGAUGGCAGGGCCAAUGAGGAUGACGAGGAGGAGGAGUCAGGAGGCUCCGCCCUUCAUUCAGGAGAGGCGGCACUAGCAUAUCUCACUCACGAGGGGCUUUUCAUCAGUGAUGCAUUAAAUGAAGUGGAACAACGCAACAGCACGGCAGCACAUGCGCAUUUGAAAGCGCAGGUGCGUUUAGAGACCUGUGGGAGCGACUCAGCUUCCGCAACGACUGAAUCUUCCUCCAGCAGGGAACAUAACUCCAACACUACCUCUUCUUCACUGCCCAUAUGGGGCGCUGCUGCAAUUAGUGAGGAUGUGAUGCCAUCUGAUCUCGAGUUGGGUCGAGUGGCCAAUAACAUCCAAGAGCUGCUGUACACGGCGUCAGACGUCUGUCAUGACCGCUGUGUCAAAGUGCUCAUGACCCGAGCCAAGGAUGGCUCUCUGGAGCGCUUGAGUUCAUCAGAGUUUGUGUGUUUGAGUCAGACAGUCGAGACUUUCGCCAGAGACACUGAAGAGCUGUGUGGCAGACGCAGUGUGAGCCUGAGGGGGGCGCUACAGAGUCAGGCAAACCGCUUUGUACAGCGAUUCCAUGAAGAACGCAAGACUAAACUCAGUCUGCUGUUGGAUAACGAGAGGUGGAAACAGGCGGAGGUUCCUGCUGAGUUUCAGGAUCUGGUUGACUCCAUGGCUGAUGGACGCAUCACUUUGCCUGAACGCAAAUCCACAGGCUCUGAGGACAGGAAGCCCAGUGACUUCCUGUGUGUUGAUGGACAGAAGUACGCUGUUGUCGGGACGGUGCUGCUGUUGAUCCGGAUGUUUCUGGAAUACUGUCAGUGUGUGAAUGACAUUCCCUCCAUCACCACAGACAUCCUCACACGCCUCGCUGACCUGCUCAAGCACUUCAACUCUCGGAGCUGUCAGCUGGUGUUGGGGGCGGGAGCUCUGCAGGUGGUGGGACUGAAAACCAUCACUACCAGAAACCUGGCUCUGGUGUCUCGCUGUCUGCAGCUGGUCGUUCACUACAUCCCAGUGAUCCGAGCACACUUUGAGACCAGACUGCAGCCCAAACAGUACAGUAUACUGCGACACUUUGACCACAUGACAAAGGACUAUAAUGAUCACAUCGCAGAGAUCUCUGCUAAACUGGUGGCCAUCAUGGACAGUAUGUUUGAGAAAGUGCUUUCUAAGUAUGAGGUGAAGGCUCCAAUGCCAUCAGCAUGUUUGCGUAAUGUGUGUAAACAGAUAGCCAAAAUGCAUGAGGCCAUUAAUGAACUCUUACCACAGAAGCAGACACAGAUGCUGUUCUUACAGAUUAACGCCAGCUUUAAGCUGCAUGUGAAGAGACAGUUGGCGCGACUGGGAGUUAUAAAUGAUGGCGGACCCCAAUAUGGGUUGGUGAUGGUGGACGUGGCGUUUUACUCUGAGAACGUUCAGGCUUUGCGCGCUCUGGAGCGACUGGACUUAAACAUGCCUGAGAUCUGGGAGCAGAAGAGGUGAUGACGAACAGCUCCUCCUGGCCAAUCGGGCUUCUUGGCCACGCCUACCAUCACGGUGACCCCGUCUCGGAGGAGGAAGUGAGGUCGGUGGGGAACAGGAAGGAGCAAGUGGACAGACUCCAGGUGUUGUUUUUAUACCUCUGUGAAACUGGAUUCCUCCAGCGGCACCUCGCGCUCCGCCCGCCGCCUUCACCAAUCAGAACGCAAUUUUGUGGGCUCGUUAAACGUGGAGGUCGCCUGUGACGUAGAAACGUCUCUCCUAUCAGUUCGUACCCAGAAGGUACCGGAGACCAAAUCAGGACAAGCUCAUGUGAUUGACCAAUCCUGUCGCAGCUGGGAAUUGUGGGAAAUCAGUUUUGUUGUCUAAAGCAGAGACGCAUCCUCAGUGCCUCCUUCAGUACCGCCACUACAGUGCAAUUAUCCAUUCGUGUGCAGUUCUGUCCGAUUGUUAUUACCGAAUUAUUUAAUCACUGUUGAAUGAAACAAUGAAUAGUUAUUUAUUUAAAUGUAUAUGUUGUUGAUUGUUUUUUUCAGGUGAACUGGAGAACUUGUACCUAAAAAGCAGUUUUGAAACACUGACUUCCAGUUUCUCCAUUAAUUUAGCCAACAUUAUAAUGAUUUUUGGUUUUCAUGUUUGUUCAUUCAUGAUGGGCAAAUCAAUGACGUAUCAAAGCUAUGGAGAGGUUAAAGGUCAAGGAUGCUAGACCGAGGUAUCACGCAAAUCUUUCUUUAUAUGGAUCUUUUUUUUUUAUAUAUAGAUAUUCUCAUCUUCAAGCUGCUCAACAAAUUCAGAUAAAGCAUUUUACUGUUAAUCCGCAUUAGAUAUAUAUAUAUAUAAACUACUCAUGAUAUUGGCUACACUAGCUCCCAGUACCAAAAUAUAUUAUAAUAAUAGUAGAUGAUGGAACAGUCCUCCUAAAUCACAGUAAUUUGACAUCAAUGCAUGUAAAAUAAACAUCUAAAAGAUUCUUCAUAGCCCCUGUAUUAAACCUGGUUUCCUAGUUUAAAUCUAAACUCCAUAUAGAAGUGUCUUAUACGAUGGUUUUAGGUCUCUUUAAUGAAAUCUUCAUGAAGAAUCAUGAUUAUAAGUUAAUUCCCUUUCCACUAUAGUGCAUUAAAAUUAUUUCUCUGACUUCCAAACCCCAGUAUUAUUGUAAUACUGCCUCUUGAAGAGGUGUGUUUGUGUGUAUCAAAUCACUUAUUGUGUUGCUGUGGGCAUUUGUCAUUCAGUAAGAUCCAUGUUUGUCAGCAGACACCUUAUUUAAAACCUGUGCUGUCCCGAUAAAAAGUGCCUACCAAUUAUUUGAUAUCAAAGACGAGUACUGAUCAGCUGAACAGAUCAGAGAUAUACUGAUGGGGAAAUAUCAUGGCAUGCUUGACCAUUCAAAAUGUGGUACUUUUUAUUAUUAAUAAAGCCACAGUGAAAAUAAAUACCUGUUGUUCAUUUUAUGUAAUGCAUUUGAAUUAAACUACUGGACUUUUAAUCACUACUGGACUUUUAAUCACUUGGUACCACGAUAGUAGGCUACUCCAAAAUGCAUCAGAGAAAACCAUGGUAUUACAACUGCACAUUUCCAAAAACACGUUAAUACCAUGGUACUUUUGAAGUGUGUUAAUGCCAACGGCACAAAUUUUGCCAAAGGUGUGUAUUUUUGGGGGAAUUUUGAUAUUUCAACCUCAGUUCCUAUAAUACAUCUAUAAUACACUGUGUACACAAAAUAGUUACACUCAGGACCUUCAGGACAAAAAUGUCCCCAUUGAAACCCAUUAAAACUGCAAUAUUUGAUCCCAGUGCCAUUAAAGCAUAAAAUCAUGAAUUCUAUGAUAUUAUGCUUUCAUUCUGGAGCCCUGGCUUCAAAAUUUACAUUUGUAAUAUUUUCCACCAGAUGGCGCCAUUUUCCUCAUGUUUAGCCUAUGGAGCAAAUACAAGCUUUUCCCCUAUUUUCUGUUUGCUGUAUUAUAGAGCACUGCAGGACAACUGAAUAAAUGAUGCAGCUAAAAUUG